UCCAGGAAAGCGCAACAGACACCGUCGUAGAUGCCGUCGCCGCCGCCGUCGUCGUCGUCGUCAACGACGUCGGAUUGUAUAUCUACAUUUUAUCAGUCAGCCAGCCAGCAGCAGCAUUCCGACUCCGACCGACCCUCUCCCGUGUCGUGUCCGUGUGUUGGAAACUGGAGCAACCGGGUUCAGCAGGUCUCUAUGGGUGUGGGUGGGGAACGGGUGUGAUGGAAGGCGGACAGACAGCGACCCGCCGCCGCAGAAUAAUUCCAAGAUCACUGCUGCUGCUGCAGCUCAGUUAUCAUCGAAUGCUUGAACCGGUCGGUUCGGUUUCUCUGGGUCCGCGCCUGGUGUCUUGUCGCUUCCGCUUCGGUGCUUGUGCUUCCUUCUCCGGGGUUCGGUGUCUGGAAGGACGUGUGACGACAAGGAUUAUUAAGAUUUGGAGCAGAUAAUUGAACUUUGAUCCGGAGUGGGGCGGUGGAGAAGAACCGCUGUUUUUUUUUUCCUUCUUGGAUUGAUGACACUGGCUGUUGACGAAUACGCCGACACACACCGCAGGGAGCCUUUCGAGUGCUGGGAGAUUGAUUUUGUUGUCGGGAGGAUUAACGGAAUCAUCCCCCACUUGGCGAGGGCUGGCCGAUAGUGCGCGAAUUUGGUUGAAGUGCUCCCUCACUCGGUGGAUGAUAUGUACGUGACACGGCACCUGCGGGAUGGCGAAUAACCCGCGUGGGGAGCAAAGUGGAAGUGGCAUGUCUGAUGGGAUGAGCAUAAUGAAUUGAAGAAGCGUGCUAAACGACAAGUGUUGAAAAGUGAGCGAUUCGUGAAGAAAAUCCGUGAACCGUUUAUGGUCUGUGCAAGCGAAAAUUCGGACAAGCACGUCCGGUUAUUCAAAAUGGGUCGUUCAGGAGUGGUUGCAAAUUCGGCUGAGAAUGGCUUGGAAAACGAAACACCAGAAUAAAUUUGAAAAUCGCUUGACGCGCGCGAAUGGCAAUUCGCAGCUGGAAAGAAAUCUCAUCGCCCGAGCAGUGAAAUAAAUUAGAAAAAUGUGAACACAGAUUUAUCGCUAAUGAAAAACAGUGUUCUUAUCACUAUUUAUAAGAGCUGCGCUGCUGCAGCACAGAAGCACCGGAAGAACAGUAAUAAAAGCAAAAUUGGCUCCUCGUUGGCUACGUGGUGGUCGAGGCGACCGCGGCUUUGAAACAACAUCGGUGCAAAGUGCAUCCUGGCAAUCCUUUUCCUCGAAAGGAGAGAAUAAAAAAAACGUGAAGAGAAAAGUGCAUCAAAAGAGGUUGUUCCAGUUGGUCAGUAGUGGAAGCAAAAUCGAUUACGUACAAAGGCGGCAAGACCCGAUCGGUCGUCGGAAGUGGAAAAUUGUUGCAACGUCCCGUUUGAACGUCGUUUUUCCGCGCAACUUAUUACUGAGAGUGGUGGGGUAAGGGAAAAUGUGUUAAGUCCAUCGUUGUUGUUGGGUGACGAAGCACGAUGGUUACUUGAAGAAGAAAAAAAAAAGUUGGACGGAAUACUCAAUUUCGGCGACACGACGAGUGAAAUUCAGCUGGCAGCUUGCCGUCCGCGCCUCCUCACCCGCUCGCAUCCACCACCGACCGGGGGAAAUGCUUUCCCCGCAGCUCGGCUAAUAGCCUAUAAACGUGCAAAUAUUGAACAACCUCAAAGCGACAUCGGGCAGCAACGGUCUGUCUGAUGAAGCCAACAGCAGUGAUAAUGUUCUGUAUGUGUCAUCUACUACAACUACCGUCAACACUAUCUUCAUCGUCGUCGUCUUCCAUCAACAUCGCUGCCGUCUUCGUCAUCGUCAACAUCUCCACCAGCAGUUGGGUUGAGGCGUUGUUGGAGCACGGUUCCGGCACUGGGGCUCCAAUCCAAGUGUCACCUCAUUGAAAAGCACUUCACCGCGGGAACGGAAAACCGGUGCCAACCGUCGACGGGACAGAAUCGCCGAGUCACAGAAUGACUUUUCACAACUUUGACGACUGGACAAACGCCACCGCCACCACCACCAUCCUCACAGCGCUUCUGACAACAUCUCUGGGGGCGACGUCGUCGUCGUGGUCGGAACUGGGUGUAGCGAGCCCGUCGACUGCCACAUCCACCGUCUCGCUGGACAGCGGCGGAUGGUGGUUUGACUACGGAAAUGGAAGCACCACGCUCCUGGAGGCAGGGGGCAUUGGUGCGAGGUGGCCAUUUUCCGGUGAGAACUAUUCGACCCACGGUAAUCAUGGGCUCAGCGCAGAGGAGGGACCAUACGACCGGUGCGAUCCGAGGAACGAAAACUUUCAGUGUACCGUGCAGGAGUUUCUCGAGUACGCCCGAGGACCUCAGCAGAUGCCGCUGUCGACUGCACUGCUGGUGACCAUUCUCUUCACGGGUAUCCUCAUUACCGGCGUCGUGGGCAACCUGAUUGUGUGUCUGGUAAUCAUCCGGCAUCCGCAGAUGCACACCGCCACCAACUACUACCUGUUCAGUUUGGCCGUGUCCGACUUGAUCCUGCUGCUUUUGGGUCUCCCGUACGAAAUCAGCCUCUACUGGCACCAGUACCCGUACAAUCUGGGCCUUGUGUUCUGCAAACUGCGCGCUCUCAUCUCGGAGGCCUCCACGUACGUGUCGGUGCUGACGAUAGUGGCCUUCUCGAUGGAACGCUUUCUGGCCAUCUGUCAUCCGUUGCACCUGUACACCAUGUCCGGGCUGCAGCGGCCGGUCCGCAUCAUCGCCGGGCUGUGGAUCGUCAGUCUCUUCAGUGCUGUGCCUUUCGCCGUGUUCACCGACAUCGACUACAUUCUCUACCCGCCGACGCAAGAGAAAAUCGAGGACUCAGCCUUCUGCGCGAUGCUGAGCAAUCCGGAAGGAAUUCCCCUGUGGGAACUGUCGACAUGCCUGUUCUUCGCCGGGCCAAUGGUGGUGAUGAUUGUUCUCUACGGCCGGAUGGGAAUGCAAAUCCGAUCCCGGACGCAACGGACCGAGGAACUAGGAGUGCGGAAUGGUUCCGUCAACGGUCCAUCACGAGUAUCCCAGUCGCGGAAAGCGAUCAUCCGGAUGUUAGCUGCCGUUGUGAUAACGUUCUUUGUUUGCUGGGCACCGUUCCACGCCCAGAGGUUGCUCUUCCUGUACGCACGGGACUGGCAACACUUCAACACGGUCAACACGUGGCUGUUUUCCGUCGCCGGAUGGCUGUACUACGUUUCGUGCACCGUCAACCCCAUCCUGUACAACGUGAUGUCCCAGCGGUAUCGGAUCGCCUUCCGGGAGACGCUGUGUGGCCGGCGGCGAGGCUUUGGCGCCAGCUUCGCACGGGAUCAAUCGAGCUUCCGGGAAACGAUGGUGGACGUGAACAAUCUGGGCUGCGAGAGCACCAAGCUGAUCCGGGUUCGAUCGAUGGUGCAGUGUAGCCGACGGUCCCGCUACAAAGGCGGGCUCCACGCGACCAACAGCGUACGGUACGGCGGAGAGAACUACAUCCGGCGAAACUCCCUGCAGAUGGGUGGCCACAUUCCGGGAAGCCGCUCGUCGCUCUCGCCCAACAUGCCAACCGACGUCGUGGUCAUGCUGGAAAACAAGCUGAGCGGUCGAGCACGUUGCUACACCACGUCGGCCUCAACGCUGACGACGUCGUCCACCACGACCACGAUGACCACCGUCACCACCGGCGGCGAAAACAUUCUCAAGGUACCCCUGAUAAGCAUCAACGGUGGCACGGGCUGCCUCAUAAACAAUGUAAAUAGCACCAACAACCACGGAACCACCCCCACCGCCAUCACCCUCACCGACAACAACGACAGCAGCAUUAGCAAGGAAAACAAUCUUUCCGACGCAUCUUCUCCUCCGGCGGCGGGCGACACGUCGUCUCGGGCCUCGACCAGCAGCCUGUCGUCGUCAAUCGAACUGGCAGCCAGCAAACAAUCGCCCCUUAUCCGGAACGACUUAUCCCCGUCUGACCGACCGAGCAGCAACGACUCCCAUCAAUAUCAGCAUCCGGCCACUCCAAAUCAGCAAUUAAUUAAUGGCUACGAAAGCGAUAAAAGCACCAGUCAAGGCAGUGUGAAGCGUGAAACGUGUAUUUAACAGCAACCGUCGUCAGCAUCAUCACCAGCACCAUCAGCGGCAUCGUCGCUACCGAAAGCGAUGACGCGGACGAUGGCCACAAGGGUGACCACGAUCCGCUUAGUUCCCAAAAGUGGAAAUCGGAGCGACCGGAGCGCGUUGAAGCUUUUCCUCCUGUCGAUGGUGGUUACGCGAUAGGAUUGUUUCAUCGACGUGACCAAUUUACCCAUAGUAAAAAUAGAAUUUGAAAUUUUCCUAAAGUUCAACAACCUUUGUUCGUUUAAUACCGUACAGUGGACCAUUUCUAUCAGAAUUAGAUUCAUCGAAUAACAAACAAUAAAUUGUUGAUAGGUUUCUAUUAACAAUGUGUCGUCGCUCUGAUUCUCAACAUACAAAGUCGAGAUCAUUCUUCUGCGCCACAGAUCGUCCUUAGCAUUCGUUGCUCGAAUAUUCCAAGUGCUAGGAGGCCCUUAUCGAGCAUGAUCAAAGUCUCAUGACCAUAGAUGGCAGCUUCUUCUGGGCCCAUAAUAAGAGUUUACACACGGUGUGUCUGGUAGAAGAAAUUUAUUACAAAAACAUAAGCAUCGCUAAUUUUUACGUUACGUGAAAGUUGACGCUUCUAGCUUUCAUUCAAGCCCAACAUCGAAAUAUUCCAUCGGGAGAACUUUUUCAUACAAAAAUUGGGUAUGUUUGUUAAGGACAAGGUAUUUGGAGUACAUAGCUCAAAUUUUAUAGAGCACCGUUUUUUGGAACUGUUGAACGAAUUUGGAUGAAAAAGCAUCACGCUGUUGAUAACCACUGAACAAUCAGCAUGAUGCAUUUUCGGCCAUAUCCGUUCAACGGUUCCAGAAAACGGUGCUCUAGAAAAUUUGAGCUAUGUACUCCAAAUACCUUGUCCUUAAGUAGAAAUAGGGAUUAAUUUGGAACCGUUCAUUUUGUAUGGGGAAAAACAGUAUUCUGAAAAAUUUGUUCGCGAUCCCUCGGUGGAUUUUUUUGAGGGACCGCGCAAAUGAAAGCUAAAAGCCUCUAUUUUCGAAUAGCGAAAAAUUUGACGAUGCCUAUUUUUUUUUGUUAUAAACCUUUCCCAUACACACGCCGUGUACAGCAUUUUAUAACUCGGUCAGCUAAUGGUCAUUUCUAGUUUAGAACCAUGCCCUGAGUUCGAAAACGUGAAAGGAAAAAAUUCAGAUCACGCCCAUCAUGCUCUUCGCGUUUCACGUUUCCUUGUACCUACGCACGGAUCAGAAGCAAACACCAACUUUGCAGGGUUGUUACCCGGCAUCCUUGCAACAUGGCUUCCCCACCGUUUCCGUAUUCCGACUUUCACCACCUGCUGGAUUCGCUGUAAAGUGCUGCGAGCUCGUGAUUCAUUCUUCUCCGCCAUACUUCUUUGUCCUGGACGGCGGCGAAUAUCGUCCUUUAGCACGCGUCGCUCGAAAACUCCGAGUGCUUGCAGAUCCUCCUAGAGCAUGCUCCAUCUCUUAUGUCCAUGGUGAACCAUCGGUCGGUUAUAUAGGGUGGGGCGGGGCAAGAUGGGUCGCGGGGCAAGAUGGGUCAGUGCAAUUUUCGGGCGCAUUACUCAUGUUUUGAUUAUGUUAAUAAUUUUGUUAGAUGACCAGCAUGAAUAUGCAAAAGUUUGGGGCAUUGAUUGAAAAAUUAUUCAUCCUCAUUGGAAAUGAAAAAUAAAAUGGUUUUUAGUCAUUUUUCUUAUGCGAUACAUCCCAUAUAAUCUCCAUAUAAACGGCCGCGGGGCAAGAUGGGUCACCUUCAAUUUUGAACGUAUUUUUGGAGCAUUCAAAAGUUAUUUAUUUUUUAUUACAAGACUAUCUCAUAACUGACUUCAAUCAAGCGGAAUGAACGCUUAAAAUUAUAACAUAAAAUUAUGAUAAUUUUUUAGUGAAAACAUCGAUUUUCAAGUCGCCUGAGGACCACUCGAAUCGUAAAGUUUUUUAUAUUCCAAAUAAAUUUAUAAAAUGUUUACUAGUAGCUCUUGUUUACUCAGUAUGGAUAUGAAGCAUAUAUGAAUGCGGAACAAAUCUUAUAUUUUGACGUUUUUCGUUGAGAAAAUGUGAAUUACCUAAAAGGUGACCCAUCUUGCCCCGCCCUUUUUUAACGGCGCAAAAUCGAUCACUUUUUAAAACUGCUUUUUUAACAUCAUAUUUUGUGUUUAAUAAACUUUUUAUCUACUUUUAGCAUAGCUAACUAGUGUAUUGAAGAGUAGCGGACGAAUACAAACCAAUACGAUUUGUAUUUACAAAGUUAUGGUGAUGCAUCCUUAGGUGACCCAUCUUGCCCCGCCCCACCCUAAGUGUUUUUUUAUAUGGUGCGGCACCCGUAGUAGGCACGACUUCCACCGAUGUUGCUUUCGAAUUUCACGGCUGACAUUGUUGCCAGCCGUUAGUAAGGAUCCAAGGUAAACUAAUUUUUUCCACCACCUCCCCGUCUAUCGUAACGGUGCUUCCUAGACGAAUCCUGUCAAGCUCAGUUCCAUAUACUAGCAAGUAGUAUGUUUUUACCUCAUUCUUCACCAGUUCGGCCUUUGCCGUUUCGCAUUUAGGGCGGGCGGGUGUACAGAUUUCGACUCACGUCACGAUUAUCACGAGGCCGUUGCGGAAUGCGUUGAGUUUCUGGUAGAACGUUCGUGUUUCUUGGGAAUGUCACAGAAAUCCCGUUUUCUCACAGACCAGACGGCGAUUCUUCUGCCGACGCUUCUGUUUGUAGAUUCCAUGUUCUACCUGGUUCCUUGCUGCAGCAUUACCGCCCGUGCUGCGUUCUUCCACCGACUUCGUUCCACGUACCGUCAAGGUGCCAUUCACCGUGGGGGGCUCCAUUCACCGUGUGCCUUCGAAUAUUUUUUUUCAUUAUUUCCAUAUUAUGAUUGAAUAAUAUGACAAUUUCCCUUCAAUUUCACCAAUACAACACUAAUGUAUUGUUGCCAUGUCAAAACGCUUAUUAGAAACAUUUAAAAGUAUCAUUUUGACACUAAAGUGUGUUUACAUGAAGCGGGUUUCUGUUCGUUCACUGCAUUCAUAGUGAAAAAACGAAAACUGCGCUAAGGUGAUUUAAGCGAUAAACUAUAUGUAGUAACGUUUUUAUUCCACCAAGAAGCAAUUAAAUUCACAUAUCAGGUAUGUAUUUUUUUGCAUUACCGAAGUAAAUUUAACAAGAAAGUACGAUUACUCGUACUUUUUAAUUGAAACAAAAAGGCACGGUAAAUGGGUAUCCUAAAAAUCAAUGGUCUCCAUUCACCGUGCCCCAUACUGUCCCAUAUAUCUAGAAAAAAUCGAAAAUUUGAACAUUCGUUUUUCUAAUAAAAUCUUGCAAGUUAUUACUUGAAAUGAACUUAAACGAAGAGAAUUCCCUUGGCUGGGUUGUUUUGAUCAUUUUUAAACAAAGUAGAAUAAAAUUUAUCAUACACGGUGAAUGGGUUCCUACUACCACGGUGAAUGGUGACCUACCACGGAAUUAGGCGACCCUACUACCCUUUACUAAUUGUACUAUAUCACCAAAUUUUGUGAAAAAUUUUCUACUUCUGUGGAUAUUGCUUUAGUUUUAACCUAUAAUGAAGGCAAUUAAAAGCUACACCAACAAUGUUUAUAAGACUGGUGUCAAAUGACAGCCCUCCCGGGUAGAGGUAAAAUACUGACGAUCAAAACAUGAUAUUGGUUUGAUUGAUAUAAGAGAUAAAAGAUCUGAAAAUAAUAUCUGAAAAAUGUUCCUGGAACAUCUGAACAAUAUCAAAAUUUGAUAUUUCAAGAUCAUAUAAAUAGCUCGCUGCUAUUUAUUAGAUCUUACAAAAUCUAAAUAUGAUUUGAUGAUGAUGCUCCAGGAGUAAAUUUUUGAUUUUAUUUUUAGAUCUUUUAUCUCUUAUGUCAAUCAAACCCAUAUCACUUUUUGAUCUCUAUAUCAAAAUAUGCUAUUAUUGAGCUCUUUUCCUCUACUCGGGCUUAUUUGCCCCGAAUCCUCUUAGAUCCACGGUGAAUGGUGCCUUGACGGUACUCGUUGGGGAUCUCCGCUGCGCCGUUGAUCUGUAUUCCAGCAGUCCUCUAGAGAAGUCAAAUCGAGCUUGUCCUCGUCUAGCAAUGUUGCCUCGAGAUUCCGCGCGUAUCCUGGAGCUUCAUCCGGUGGCUUCAAUCGCUCUAGGUAGUACCGUGGCGGAGACCGGUAGUCUCAACCAUCAUCAGGUAGUGGUUGGAGUCGAUGUUAGCGCCACGAUAGGCCCUGACGUUGAUAAUGUCGUAGAAGUGCCAUCCAUGAAUGAGAACGAUUUGGAACCGUCUGUUGUGGUGAUCUCUAUGUGUUGAAAAAAGAUGCUAGGCCAUGUUCUAGUACACGGGUUCCCAACCGGUGGUCCGCGGCCCCCUGAGGGGCCGUGGAGCCAGUCUAGGGGGGCCGCGAUGUUACCAAACAAAAUGUUAAAUUUUUAUUCUAUUUUGUGCAAAUUAUACCAAUUUCUAAUUUUGUAUACCACCACCCCCAAAAGCCACAAUUUGAGGAAUAAAUUUUCAGUAUAAAACGCCUUGAGAAGAAAAAAUUUUCGGCUGCGCCGCUAUUUUUCAGCUACGGCUUAAAUUGAAUGUACAUGACAUCAUGGGACACAGUAAUUUUCCGACUACGUCACUGUACCCAAAAAACUCGGUUUCGUUCAUUUAAUUCAUAUUUUUUUCUAAACAUUUUCAUUGGGCCGCAGAUUUUUUGUCAAUUCUUAAAGGGGGUCGCCAACUCAAAAAGGUUGGGAACCCCUGUUCUAGUAGGUAGGCGAUGAAAUCGAUGAGUAGACCGUUUUCGUCCGUCAGUUGGUGGGCGCUGAACUUUCCAAUCUUACCGGUAGACUUGAGCAUUUAGGUCUCCUAUAAUGACCGUGGCUGGUGCAGCGGUCGUACUCGCGUUCAAGCGAACUCGCGUAGAGCUCGUCCUUGUCAAUCAGAGCUUCCAGAGUAAGGACUGUGUAUUAUAGCUGUUGACUUUUCAUCAAAUUCUUGUCCUCCAUUAUUUUCAUCUAGGUAUUCAGCUCAAUUUACUCAGGCUCUACCAAUUUGUUGUGCUCUUAUUAUCCUUUACAUGCCUGACGUAUUUGAGCACUCAUUUUUUGAUGUUCAUUCGGCUCCGAAUUCGAUGGAAAUGUACCGGUUGGUCAAGUUGGAUGGCCGGAUUCGGAUUUAUACGGGAACCCAGUGGGGUACGUCGGUUGGCCAAAUGAGACAUUUUUGUAGUUUUUUUUUACAGAUCUUAUAAAAAAACAUAAGUUUUUUCAUCUGAAUCAUAAAAUAUUCAUUAGUAUGGGACCCGCUUGUAUGGAAAAAAUAAAUCCUCGCUCCAGUCGACUUUUUCGAUCCCAUUUAGGUCCCAUAUGAACUGUACAAAAUUUCAGCGCAAUCGGUGAAACUAUAAUUUAGCGCAAGCGGUUCAAAGUUUGCAUAGGAUUUACUAUGGGAAAAGUUACACUUUCAAUCAAAAAAUCCCAGAGGUCGCCCUUUGUCUCCUUAAUUCAAAUCGAUCAACG
Messenger RNA from Aedes albopictus (Asian tiger mosquito), 9550 nucleotides. RefSeq names its product neuropeptide F receptor. Gene Ontology annotation, biological process: neuropeptide signaling pathway. Bases 1960 to 4068 code for a protein of 702 amino acids. Gene Ontology annotation, cellular component: plasma membrane. The record is from RefSeq and is a predicted model, not a curated record. The transcript has 12 exons. NCBI's taxonomy places the organism in Eukaryota, Metazoa, Arthropoda, Insecta, Diptera, Culicidae. Gene Ontology annotation, molecular function: neuromedin U receptor activity.